CAAGUUUCAUCACCAAAAUGAAAAUGUCCUCCGACGACCUUCCUCCUCUUCCUGAAAACCGCAUCGUCGUUGGGUGCGGAAUGACGACGGUGGAUUUCUUGGCUACUGUGGAUGCAUUUCCCAAACCCGAUGACAAGGUCAGAACCACCUCGUUGAAGGUUCAAGGAGGUGGCAAUGCUGGUAAUGCUUUAACUUGUGCUGCCAGACUCGGCUUGAAACCCAAGAUCAUCUCCAAGGUUGGAGAUGAUUCCCAAGGCAAGGGCAUAUUGAAGGAGCUAGAAGCCGAUGGUGUUGAUACUUCCUUUGUCGUGGUAUCCAAGGGUGGUAGUUCAACAUUUUCAUAUGUACUAGUUGACAGUCAAACAAAAACUCGCACUGGUAUUUACACCCCUGGAGAUCCUCCCAUGAUGCCAGAUGACUUGUCUCAGUCAACGUUAUUAUCUGCAUUUGAUGAAGCAAGAUUAGUUUAUUUUGAUGGAAUGUCUACCGAAACUGCUCUAUUUGUUGCAAAAGAGGCAGCUCGCAAUAAUGUUCCUAUUUUAGUUGAGGCAGAAUCUCUGAGGGAAGGAAUGGAUGAGCUCCUGAAGCUUGCUGACUUUGCUGUAUGCUCGGCAAGGUUUCCACAGGCUUGGACGCAGGCAUCAUCUAUCCCGAGUGCAAUGGUAUCCACGCUUUUAAGAUUGCCAAAUAUCAAAUUUGUUGUUGUCACUUUGGGUGAAGAUGGUUGUCUAAUGUUGGAAAGAAGUGCAAACGAGGACGCUGACAUAGAAGAAAGGGAUGCAGAGAGUUUCUUAGAAUUCUUAUAUAAAGGGAAAGACGAUAGCUUGGCCGUCCCAACCUGUAUAUCAUCGGUGGUGACAAAAUUCAGAGCAAAUGGAAUAGGGACAAUUUAUGGUAGAUUCUUUAUUGGAACAGCAGAGAAGAUACCAGAUUCAGAGCUGAUCGAUACAACUGGUGCUGGGGAUGCAUUUAUUGGAGCCAUUAUUUACGCUAUCUGUGCAAACAUGGUACCGGAGAAGAUGUUGCCAUUUGCUGCUCAAGUGGCAGCUGCCAAGUGUCGAGCUUUGGGAGCUCGAACUGGUCUUCCACAUCGUACAGAUCCACGCUUGGCAUCCUUUUUACGCUAAUAAAGAAAAUUGGUAUUCCCAUCAAUAAAGCUCAACGCUCUUCCUUCUCUGCUUUUGGAAUGAUCAUGUUUACUUUGUGGUUCUAUGUACAUGUCUUGUUGUAAGAUGU
Gastrolobium bilobum is the source of this 1236-nucleotide messenger RNA. RefSeq lists its product as uncharacterized. Lineage: Eukaryota; Viridiplantae; Streptophyta; Magnoliopsida; Fabales; Fabaceae. The transcript is spliced from 11 exons. The record is from RefSeq and is a predicted model, not a curated record. The coding region runs from base 18 to 1127 and encodes 369 amino acids. Gene Ontology annotation, molecular function: kinase activity.